CCCUCACUCACUAACCCACCAAUCAACAACUAACGUCAUCGAUCAGCACUCAUUCUUCCCUUUACAUUUGAGAGCUUCAUUACAACAGACGCUGUUCUUCCUCUGUUAACACUUGGGUGUGACAUCUGUCAAUCCAUCCAAUCCAUCAUUUCUCACAAGGAGCACCAAGGUUUAAUGGGACAUUAAUUACAGCACCCAAGAAAAGAGAGAUUCCCUGGGAACAUCUCAGCAAGAGCAGCUAUAUAAUAUAGUGUAUCUCUGGUCAGAAAGGACAAACAACGCUUCCUGAACCCCUGCCUGUGCUCUCCAUCAGCAGCCAAAAAUGGGGAAUGCCAAAAGCAGCGCCAUGUCCAAGGAGAUCCUGGAGGAUCUCAAACUCAGCACCAAAUUCUCAGAGAACGAACUGUCACAGUGGUACGAGAACUUCCAGAAGCAGUGUCCGUCUGGCCGUAUCGCACCAGAUGAGUUUAAAAAGAUCUACGAGCGCUUUUUCCCAGACAGUGAUGCCGCAGCAUACGCCCAGCACGUCUUCCGCUCAUUUGACACGAAUGAUGAUGGGACGCUGGAUUUCAAGGAAUACAUUAUUGCUCUACACAUGACAUCAACGGGAAAGACGGAGCGAAAGCUGGAGUGGGCCUUUUCACUUUUUGAUGUCGACAAGAACGGCUACAUCACCAAGUCAGAAGUGGCUGAAAUCUGUCAGGCGAUCUUUAAACUGAUCCCUAAAGAAGAGCAGGAAAAUCUUCCAGCAGACGAGAACACUCCCGAGAAGAGAGCGGACAAACUGUGGUCGUUCUUCGAUAAAAAAGAUAAUGAGCGAUUGGCCGAGGGGGAGUUUAUUCAAGGCAUUCUUGACAAUGAAGGCGCGAUCCACCUUAUUCAAUACGAGCCCCACAAAUAAUAAUAAAACCAGAACAAUUACUGUAUUUUUCCUGUCAUAUAAUUUCCUUUGGUCAAGUGUGUCAGCAACCCCCCCCCCCCCCCCUUUUUCUUUUUUCCCCAUGUUGUUUGUUUUUAACUUUUAAUGUGGGCAUGUCUGUCCUGCUUCUUGUAUUAGUGCAGCAUGAGUCAUUCUGUAAAUAUUUCAAAGCCCAUUAACCUCAAUAUGUUUUGAGUGAGUCCUGAUAGACAGAAUGAUGCUAGACUGAAGUAAUAGGAAACUGUCACAUCUGGGAACAAAUGUUGAAAUGUGUGAAAUCCUGUAUGAAGACUGAAGAAGAGUUUCUGGCAGUUGAAAUGAUGAUACUGAAAGCAAAUAUUAUUUUUCUUUAUGAAUCAAAGUGAGAACAGGCUCAUUCAUGUUUUUCUUGUAAAAUGAAGUCAAAUACAGAUAUAUCAAUGAAGCCAAUAAAGCCACUAGACUGUGUGGAAAAAUAACAAAACAUAAAUUCGUCCAGCAUGUUAAUACAUCAACCUUUGCCAUUUACAGUAUGCAAAUCUGUUUGUUUGAUGUCAACUGCAGUGGAAUAAACCUGAAACUGUAAGAGCUACUAUAAGAUUCUCUCUGUUCUGUGUCUGUAUGUGUGAAUUUGUGUGUAAAUGAUUAGGUGAGUUGAAGAGUUCAAGUGAUCUGCUGGAAUGGGCAGCACAAUAAUCAGUCUGCUAGCAGAGGUUUAAAAUGCCAUGACAAUAUUCACUUGUAAUCCUGGAUUACCUUUGUGUGUUGUCAUGUAUGGCAAAGUUUGACCAGAUAUAUACUUUGGCAAACAGGUAAAUGUGAGUCUGUAUAUGAGAAGGUUUGCAAUAUUUUGUUGGAGAAAAAGCUCUUAAUGACACUGUACUAACUGUCAAUUCCCUCACUGUCUUAGUCCCAGUUAGGAUUACUGACAUAAUCGCCCGUCCAACAUUGCAAAAAAGACUUUAAAAUCUCCAAUUUCCUAGUGCGGCCUCCCUCUCUCCAUUUCUCAUUUUGGAUUUCUUUAAUAUAUCAUCUUUUUCUCUGUUUUGCCAUAUUAAAUAUUUGUCAUAAUUAACUUCAAUUUAAGACAACUGAUGCAAAUACA
Carassius auratus (goldfish) is the source of this 2003-nucleotide messenger RNA. Its product is annotated as visinin-like. Gene Ontology annotation, molecular function: calcium ion binding. The record is from RefSeq and is a predicted model, not a curated record. The coding region runs from base 323 to 901 and encodes 192 amino acids. The transcript has 3 exons. Lineage: Eukaryota; Metazoa; Chordata; Actinopteri; Cypriniformes; Cyprinidae.